Messenger RNA from Ananas comosus (pineapple), 720 nucleotides. Its product is annotated as RNA polymerase II transcriptional coactivator KIWI-like. Gene Ontology annotation, biological process: positive regulation of transcription initiation by RNA polymerase II. Gene Ontology annotation, cellular component: nucleus; transcription regulator complex. Gene Ontology annotation, molecular function: DNA binding; transcription coactivator activity. Bases 106 to 429 code for a protein of 107 amino acids. The record is from RefSeq and is a predicted model, not a curated record. The transcript is spliced from 4 exons. Lineage: Eukaryota; Viridiplantae; Streptophyta; Magnoliopsida; Poales; Bromeliaceae.
AAGCCCAUAUCAGGAAAAAGCUCUCAUUAGUCAUUUCCUCUCUCUCUCUCUCUCUCUCUCUCUCUCUCUCGCUCUCUUGUAGAAGACAAGUGAUUAGUGAGGGGGAUGUGGAGGAAGGGGAAGAAGAGGACGGAGGAGGAGCCCGCGGGGGACAGGGACGACCCCGCCGGAGCCCCCGCCUCCAAAAGGCCCGCGAGGGCCUCCUCCGACGACCCCGAGGACGGCAUCGUCGUCUGCGAGAUAUCGAAGAAUCGGAGGGUUUCGGUGCGGAGUUGGCAAGGGAAGGUCGUGGUCGACAUCAGGGAGUUCUACUUCAAGGAUGGGAGGCAACUCCCCGGAAAGAAAGGUAUAUCACUUCCAAUGGAUCAGUGGAAAAUCUUAAGCGACCACAUUGAAGAAAUCGACGAGGCGGUGAAGGAAGAAGCAUAGUUUCUUACUUUUAGUAGGACUUCUGGCUUCAACACAUCUGCUUUUUGUCUCUCGACAUGGUUGGAGCAGAAUGUUCUACAGACUUAUUAUGUAAUGUACUUAGGGUUGACUUGACGAACCUUUUUAGUAUUAGCUUAUCUCGUUAUAUGGGUUUAACCAACUAAUACUCUCCUCUGGGAGUUUUGGUUUGACACAUGAUACUUGCUGUUUGUGGUUGGUAGGAAUGUUUGUAAUUGUUCGCCAAUUUCGUUGCGUUUAAUCAAGUUAAAGCUGAUGGCUUCUCUGUUUUGA